AUGGGUCAGCAUCGUCUGGAUGAUACGGCUAUUUGGGACGAACAAUUGCACUAUAGCGCUAAAUUUUUACCCGUCCGGUUGGAGAUUUAUUUCACCACGUGCAGUACCGCAGCUGAAAAUUUUUCCAAGGAUGUUGAUGUGUCACUGUGUACCCACAUUAUACUGAUAGGACAGCUGACUCUUGAUAACAUUGGUUAUUUACAAGUACCAGCAGAUGAAAUCUCGCAGGGAUUUUCCUUGCUAAAAAAGCGACGCAAUGAUCUCAAGCUGUUGAUGUGCCUAACUGGCCCCAAUAAUGCUUUCACGACUCUGGUAUCACUACCUGAUACCAUCUCCGCCUUUGCAAAUGAUUCUUACACUUACCUGAAAAAAUUCGGUUUUGAUGGAAUUGAUAUUGAUUGGGAAUUUCCCACUUGGAGUGGAGAUGCUCGUCCGAGUGACAGAGUGAAAUUUCCUUUAUUACUGAAAGCACUCCGACAAAAAUAUGGAAAAGAAUUGCUUAUAACGUUGGCGGUAGCUGGACCACCAACAAUCACCAAGGUUGCCUAUGAUGUUCCGUCGUUCAACAGGUACGUCGAUCUAGUGCAAGUAAUGAAUUAUGAUUUUCACAUCUUCUCGUACCUGGACCCGGUGGUUGGAUUCAAUGCACCACUAAGGAAACUCAGGACCGAGAUCGGUGUAAUCGGAGAAAUGAAUUCGGAGGCUGCUAUGAAAACAUAUUUCAAAAUGGGACUUUGGAGAAACAAAACGGUGUUCGGUAUCCCAACGUACGGUAGAGGAUAUCGCUUAUUUAAUUGGAGGAUCAAUAAGCCUUACUCACUCGCUUUAGGCCCAGUAAACGACUACGCAAACUUUGAAGACCUGUGCAUACUCCUAAAAGAUCAAGAACGAUACAAAUACGUGUGGAAUGAUAGAGCUGCCUCACCCUACAUUUACGGUGUUGACAAGCUGUGGGACAGUUUUGAGGAUGUUCGUAGCGUGAAAACAAAAGCCCAAUACGCGAAAAGCUUAGAAAUAGCUGGCGUGAUGGUGUAUCACAUUGGAUCUGACGAUGCUUUUGGCACAUGUGGCAACGGUACAUAUCCUUUGAUUCGGGCCAUCAAGGAAGAGAUAAAAUUGCUCAAAUAA
Messenger RNA from Cylicocyclus nassatus, 1128 nucleotides. The record is from the annotation of a GenBank genome assembly. NCBI's taxonomy places the organism in Eukaryota, Metazoa, Nematoda, Chromadorea, Rhabditida, Strongylidae.